Molecule: messenger RNA, 4456 nt
Organism: Haliotis rufescens (red abalone)
Lineage: Eukaryota; Metazoa; Mollusca; Gastropoda; Lepetellida; Haliotidae
Product: gamma-aminobutyric acid receptor-associated protein-like 2
Exons: 4
Coding region: 115-468 (117 amino acids)
Biological process (GO): macroautophagy; autophagy of mitochondrion; cellular response to nitrogen starvation
Cellular component (GO): cytosol; autophagosome; autophagosome membrane
Molecular function (GO): ubiquitin protein ligase binding
Source: RefSeq, a predicted model, not a curated record
CUAUCAGCAACCUCGAAGUGAGUAACAAGUCACAAGAAAGGCAGUCAGCUCUAUCUCAGGAGACGAAAACAAGUUCAAUUUCCUAUUCGCUUUUAGUCGACAACAGGAAUCAAGAUGAAAUUCAAGUUUAAGGAAGAGCACACAUUCGAACAAAGAAAAGCUGAGUCAACAAAGAUCAAAACAAAAUAUCCAGAAAGAAUUCCGGUGAUAGUGGAGCGGGAUCCCAAGAGUCAGAUCCAGAACAUCGACAAGAGAAAAUUCCUAGUUCCAAAUGACAUCUCAGUGGCUCAGUUCAUGUGGAUUAUACGCAAACGCAUCCAACUUCCGUCGGAAAAAGCCAUCUUUCUGUUUGUAGGGAAAAUAUUGCCUCAGUCAAGUGCAAGCAUGGGCCAAGUUUAUGAAGAUCACAAGGAUGAGGAUGGGUUUUUGUACAUAGCUUACAGUGGAGAAAACACCUUCGGCUUGUAGCCAUGUCAGCAGUCUGACCGAAAUGUUUCAUUGUUUCCCUUCAAGUUGGAAGAUUUGAGAUGGGAAGCUUACCUGAUGCUGAUAGCAUGGAUAGGAAGUGCAAUGCAUUCAUGGCAGAAAAAAAAUGUGAUAUCUUUGUUGAAAGUUAACAUGGUUAAAGUUUUUUUUGUCUUGUACUGUACUAGUGUUGAUUUGUGAUUCAAUGUAUGUGUUUGCAUUCCGGCUCUAUUUGUAACCAUGGUAACCAGGCACAAGGAAUCCAACAUUCCCUCUUCACAAACAACAGACUCAACGAUGGCCUCAAAUUCCCUGUUUUAUCAUUUGUGAACAGUUUUCAUAUUUUAUGGUACUAUGUAACCAUGGUAACAUGGUUCAAAUGUUUGAAGCUCCUGUCUCUCACAAGACCGGUUUUAUAUUUUGUAUUUUGUAAAGGGAGGGAAUUAAAACCUGACUUACAUUGUAUUAUGAGUUCAAUAUGAGUAUGGUUAUUUAGCGUAUUUCGCUGAAGACCAAACAGCCUUACAUCCAGUACUUACUGAGUCAAGUAUUAUCAUAUGUCAGAUGUAGUAUUAAAUUAUUGUUUUAAAUAUGUUGUUUUAUGAAACUAUAUACAUUUCUGUACAGGGAGUAAAUGAUUUUCCUUUUGUUUGUAAACAUAUCUUUUCCACAAGGGUUGAAAUACAUUUCAAGUAUUAAUAUAAAUUAUUAGCUGCUAUCGACAAUAUGGAAUUCAUAUACUAGUCCAACUGUUAUCCUAUACUUACCAUGCUUAACACUAGUUAAUAUCCAGGGCAUGUAGCAUGCAUGCAGUGUUAGUGAGCUUCACUACAGUGGAGGUAUCAAAGUACAGCUUACAUUGAGGUAUGUUUAGGUGAUUUGCUGACUGAUUGCAUGGGAUUUGAACCUGUUCAUGUUGAAAGGGUGUUAUCAGUUGUCCUCCUGUGAGAUGGGAAAUUUGUCUCUAAGUUAGGAAAUUGUAUUUGUGUUAUUUCUUUGGUUUAUGUUGUGUAAGUAUUGGGAUAUAUACUCAAAUUUGAAAUAAUAAAAGGUGUUCAUGGUUUGAGAUCUGGGGUGAAUUUUGUCAUAGUUAGUUUUUCACAUACAUUUUGACAUAGGUUUUUUAAACAUUUUUUUCAAUUCAUUCCAGUCAGUUCGAAGGUAAUCUACUGGGAACAUCGUUCACUGUGAAUGGCUAAAAUGUUCAGGAUAUUGUGGAAUAGCACCUACUCACAUGACCUUUACACAUGACCUUUACACAUGCUUUGUGUACCUGUGUGCGUGUAGACAACUUAUGGUCUCUGAAAUUAAAACACUUUAAGAUUAUUCAUUUCAUAAAUUGUCUUAAAAGAUGUAAUAGAAAGGAGCCCUGAUGCUGGUAUGGGAUUGUUUUAUAUCACUGUGUCGAGGCCUGUAUGAGAGAGUACUGCAGGACCCACUUGCACAAAACGAUCUUAGUGCUAAGACUAUCGUAAGCCUAUGUUAAUGUAUGGGAGUUAAGGGAGUUAAGAUCAUCUUAGCGCUAAGAUCACUUUGUGCAAGUGGGCCCAGGCGUUUGCCUGUUUUGGGCCCCUAGUCUGUAAAUGUCACCCCAAAUUGGAAUUUAAAUGUUACCAAUUUGUGUUAACAUGGGUAACAUUGUGACAUCUAAUGUGAGUGCUUGCUCAGGUCAACUUGAUUUCCCUGAUAUCAGACCCAAUAGAGGGAGGGUCUGUGAUGCUUUGAAUGUGAUGUUAAUAUUCAAUGUUAAAAGACUUCUGAAUUUCACAAAAUAGGAACCGAGACAACACCCAAAUGUAGGACAUCCCCCAGUUUCCUUGCCACAGGCUCGUAGUCUGGAAUCCUAGAUAAGACCCUGGGAUGGAAGUGUAUUAUUUCUUAUUCUUGCAUCUUCACUAUAUCUUGCCUUAAGCGACAAAGCUUGCCUUUCUAGUCAGAAGAGCUUUGUCAGUUGAACAAUUUCAACAUACAGCUUCCAGUAUAAGACAUUUUGCGAUCUUGCAUAAAGUUAAUACCAGUUGUGAUCCUGCUGAAGCCAAAGCUGUGGUAAUGCUAUUCUUCCUGUGGAGAUUUCAUAUGAUCAACCAUACUGACUGACUUCCUGUAGUUUGGCAUAACCAGCAUCAAAUGUAUUUUGUUAUGUUUUUUAAUGAAGCAGGGCUUGUAGUGUGAUAUUGGUAGUGGUUUGUGUUUUCCAGCUGACAUUUCCAGUCUGAUGAUCAUAUGUUUGCAAUUUUUUUUAGGGGAAAAAGUUUUGAACUUUAUGAAAGAAAAGUGUUUGAUAACGUUAUGAAAAACAUUUCUGCCGGUUCAGUUUGCAUGUUUAAAUGUGAUGUAUUGAUUGUUGUGGCAUAUUUACGGUGUUGCUCGUAAUCUCACCACCAUUUUCCAUAUCUUAUUCAGAAGGGUUUGUAUGGUUUUGUGUUGAAAGGAGGUUUAAGUGGGAGUAAUCGACGUUCAUCACCUAUGGUAUUCGCCAGGCAGGUGUUCGUGACCUGGACAGCGGUAUAGGCCACGUCAUGGUAAAGUAAGUGGUGGCACAUAACAGACAUAUUUUUCUGUCUCAACUAAACCCUUCUGAGCAAACCAAUAAGCUCCAGUUGGCAUGUGACCAGAGAUGAAAGUCACAAUCAUAACAUAACAGACAGUUAAAUGUUAUUAUUACCUUGACCUUGACCUGAUGGAGGAUGAGAAUCAGUUCCUUCUUCACAACUCCUACAAAGAACUUACUUCACCCUUCAGAUACUGAUAGGUCAUGUACCCGGUAGGCUCCGGCCAAUGCAAAUGUCUUAUUAACAGAACAAAAGCUUGAAAGAAGUAAAUAUUUAUUACAAAUACUAAACAUCAGCUCUGUCGACAGUAUUGACUUUUAUUUAUUUAUCUACUACACUGACUGACCCAAACAGUUUUGUGCCAAACAAGAUAUUAAAAUAUCGAGCCACUUAACGAAUGUUUCUGUUUAGUAUUUCGACCAAGCCGAGGUAAUUAGCUUGCAGUAAUAUGUAAAGAGUACCAUCAAAAAAGUUGCCACGAUGUCUGUUUAAAUUAUUUCUACCAGGUAACAGCAUUGUCAGAACCAGUUGAGGUUAAACUGCAAAAACAUACAAUUUCAAAUCCAUGCGUUAGGGUAAAUCUAUGGAUGCCUUUGAGGGCUAUUUGUUGUUUUAGUUUUUUGUUGAAAUUUCAAGAUACAUACUAAGUUGAAAUUUCAAGAUAAUGAUCUUGAAAUUUCAACUUAUUAUGUUAAAAUUUCAAGAUGCUAAAAUGAAAUUUCAAGAUGCUAAAAUGAAAUUUCAAAAUGCUAUGUUGAAAUUUCAUGAUACUAAGUUGAAAUUUCAAGAUAUGUACUAAGUUGAAAUAUUAAGAUUUUAAGUAUCUUGAAAUUUCAAGAAAAAAACCAAGUGGUCCUAAAAGGCUUCCAUAUCAAUCUGUUUUAGAUAAUGUAUUUUUAUGUGACCAGGACCCACAUGUAUAAUGCACAGCUUUGUCUGGACCUAAGAUUUGUUUGUGCACCUGGUCCCUAUGCAACUGUAGUUCUAAGGCCAUCAGACAACCAGGUUCCUAGUGUAUGCCUGUAUCCAAGGCACAUUGUGCUUGAAUCUUGUAUGCUGAUAGUGCAUAUUUGCAAAUUGCCUGUGGUAAAUAUAUAUAUAUAUAUAUAUAACAUACAACGCUCCAAAACAUACGUUGGAGGUUGUGGUUUUAAGUUCCUGUGUGUGACACUGUACUAAAGUUGCCAAUUAUGUCCAACCGUCUUUCAAUUUGGUUGGGCGAGCCCUGUUUUACCUCACACUCUGCCUGACAUCAUUAUCCUGGAGACCUCUGAAGAAAUUAAAGACCAAAGCGACGCUGUUUCAGCUGUUUCAGUCUUUCACCAAUGUCCAUUCCUGGGAUUGUGUUGUUUGAAGGUGUCAAGGUGGGAACGCUUGUCACGGUCCAGUUGCCUUGUGUCAGACGUACUCAUGCUUUGUGAAUAAAAUGUUCUAACUUA